UGCUGAGAAACGGUUUAUUGUGUCGUUUGACCCGAAGCUGGCGCACCUCAUCCCUCGCCCUCUCUCUGUGUGAGCUGGCUCUCUUGGUGGAUUUAUUUGCAUUAAUCUCUUGCUACUUGCUGCGGAAGGAUUCUCUUACCGGCUCGGUUGAUCUUGGGAAUAAGUGGGAAGAAUGUGGAUUAAUAUGAACCGAGAUGCGGGUUCGGGCUGAGCGGACUUAGUCUUUGGAGAUGUGCAGACAGAAAGAUUUAUAAACAAACGGGGAGAAUCGGGAGUGAAACAGCCUUCCCUCCUUAUCUUUUGAAAUGGUCUCAUUCUCUCUGGUUCUGUUCCAAAGCUGCAUGUGCUUCACAGUCACAUAUCCAAGAACAUCUGAGGGGGUCCACCCCCGCCUUUUGACUUGCUGUUGACGUCACUUUCAGGCCACUUGUGCUACACAGACUUUUACAGUCGGAUGUUCGCGAUGACCCACUGACACCACCCUCUUCCACCCUCCUUCAUUUAAAGGUCUCCUGUAAAAAUGGCCCUGACCGGCUGGCUGUGGCUAUGGCGGAUGCCGUUGUUGCUGACAUUGCUUCAUUCGUGCUUUCUGUCUGCGUCUGCCUCGACCACAUCCUUCCCCAAAGACCUGGAACCGCUCCAUGUUGUCAGCUCGGAACAGUCGUACCAGUAUCCCGGUUUUCAGGGUCUACUACAGGACAACGACACAUUGCGCUUGGGCCUGGACUUUCAGAGGAUGUUGCGCAUUAAUCAUAUUCUUUAUAUCGCAGCAAGGGAUCAUGUCUUUGCUGUGAACCUAACGACAGCAUCAGAGGAGUUUGUUCCACAGCUGAAGCUGACAUGGAAAUCCAAAGAUGUCAGCAAGUGUACAGUCAGGGGAAAGAACAGCGAUGAGUGCUACAACUACGUCAAAGUUCUGGUGCCUCGAAAUGAUGAGACUUUGUUUGCUUGUGGUACCAACGCCUUUAACCCGACCUGCAGGAACUACAAGAUGACCUCCUUGGAACAGGUUGGAGAAGAAGUGGUCGGUCAGGCUCGCUGUCCGUUUGAAUCCAUCCAGUCUAAUGUUGGACUGUUUGCUGGGGGAGACUUCUAUUCAGCCACCAUGACAGACUUUCUUGCGAGCGACGCCGUCAUCUACAGAAGCCUUGGCGAGGGCCGACCAGUCCUCAGGACGGUCAAAUAUGACUCCAAAUGGCUCCGAGAGCCUCAUUUCCAGCACGCCAUUGACUAUGGUAACUAUGUCUACUUUUUCCUGAGUGAGAUCGCAGUGGAAUACACAGCCCUGGGCAAGGUUGUGUUUUCUCGAGUUGCACGAGUCUGUAAGAACGAUAACGGAGGUUCCCCCAGAGUUCUGGAAAGAUACUGGACUUCAUUCCUGAAGGCUCGUUUAAACUGUUCAGUUCCUGGAGACUCCUUCUUCUACUUUGACGUUCUUCAGUCUCUGACAAAUGUGCUGCAGAUCAACCAGAGGCCGGCGGUUGUUGGCGUGUUUACCACCCAGUCCAACAGUAUCCCAGGCUCAGCGGUUUGUGCCUUCUAUAUGGACGACAUUGAGAAAGUCUUUAACGGGAAGUUCAAAGAGCAGAGAACCAGUGACUCAUCCUGGACUCCAGUCCCAGAUGAGCAGGUUCCCAGACCAAGACCUGGUACCUGUGCAGGCGAUGGCCCAGCCUCAGAUUACAAAUCUUCAGUUCAGUUUCCAGAUGAAAUGUUAACCUUCAUUAAAUCAUAUCCUCUGAUGGAUGAGGCUGUACCUUCAGUCAAUGAUCGGCCCUGCUUCACCCGAACAUCCAGCAGGUCAAAGUUGACCCAGAUUGUGGUUGAUGUUUCAGCUGGUCCCCUUAAGGACAGAACGGUGAUGUUCCUGGGCUCAGACGAUGGCCAUGUCCUGAAAGUUCUGGCUAGCACACAUCCCAAUGACAGCUUUGGGUCCAAACUGCUAGAGGACAUCGACGUGUAUAACCCCUCCAAGUGCAAUGUUCAGGGCCAGGAGGACAGAAGAGUUCUGGGACUGGAGUUGGAUAAAGACCAUCACGCAUUGUUUGUUGCCUUUACCAGCUGUGUUAUCAGAAUACCACUCAGCCGCUGCACCCAACAUGGAGCCUGCAAAAAAGCAUGCCUGGCCUCCCGUGACCCUUACUGCAUCUGGCCUCGCACGGGGACUUGUGCCAACAUGGCACCAGGCUUCAAGGCGGGGUUCGAACAGGAUAUAGAGGGUGACCACUCUUUUUACCCAGACAACUGUCACACUGAUCUUUUGGCAACAACACGGAACCAGGAGUCGGCUGCUGACUCUGCCUAUGGUGUUCGUCGUCCACCUGAGCUGGAUCAGCGUGCUAACGCCAACGUCCACUACACCCUGCUGAUUGCCUGCGUUUUCGUCGCAUUCUUUCUGGGAGCCAUCCUGUCGGGUUUCUUGGUGUCAUGUUACUGCAGCCGCAGCGCAACACACCGAGCUCAAAGGCUUGGGAAGGACCCCGAAGCUUCGCUGCCGCACGCUCUGUCCCUGCGUUCGCUCGCCAAGCUGAACGGGCUGCUGGAUGGGCAACCCAAGGAUGACAAGCUGGACGUGUCGACACCAAAAAUGUACAGCUCCUUUAUCCCUAAUGGGCGGGCCGAGCCCCACCUUCACACCCCUGGGCAUCAGGGCCUGCAGCUGGGAGACCCUGACCUCAACCUGUCACAGUCUCUUUCUCAGGGUGACGGAGAACUGUCUGGCCUGCCAACACCUGACUCCACACCAGAGAUGCCAUUCAGGAACCUAAAAGGGCUGCGGCAUCAGCAGUACGAGAAGAACCAAAACUGCAACAAUGGCAAAGAUAGCAUCCCAAAGUCGGGUCCUAGCAGCUCCAAAUCCAGUCAGGGCUUCAUGGCUGUCGUUGGGAAUUCUUUGAGUCAGCAAAUGUUUCCCUUUCCUCAUCACAAUGGUGGCAGUUUGAGCAAUGGGGCAGCCCAUGGAGCAGGUGCCUCGUCGACUUCACUGCACCUCCUGGAGGAGAGGAAGAUCCCAAAUGAUGAGCGAGGUGCUGCCACAGGAGGAGGGGGAGGAGUUCCACAUCACCACCACUCCCAGCAGUCCCUACCUCAGACAGUGGUGGAUGUCUCUGCGCUGGAUGAGCUGCUCAAACACAUCCAUGAGGUCAGCGCGUCGGGAACAGGUGGAAUCAAGGUCCUCACAUCCACCUCCUCCUCCUCACUGUUCCCUGGACCAUCCUCUUCUGGAGCAGGACAUCACAGUAGUCAUCACCACCACCAUCAUCAUCACAAUCAACACAACCAGACACGAACACACCACUACAACCACAGCCAUCACCACAGCAACCAUCACAAUAAUAACAGCAGCAACCAUCAUCACCAGCAGCAAAUCCCGGAGACAGAACCCACUUCCUAUUGCAGCACCUCCACACUGCCAAGGGAUGGUGUACCCAAACGCUUGGAUUCAGCCCCUCAGAACUCUACGUCCUCCUCCGCCACGUCUUCUUCUUCAUCCUCCUCUUCAAACAACCCCACAUCCUCCACCUCCAUCCCUUCUUCAUUCUCUUCUUCGUCCUCCACUCCCCUCCAACAGCAGGUGAUUCCGGAGCGGCCCGGAGGGAGCGCCGUCCCCGUGUCACGUCACCAGUCCCAGCGUCACUCCCUCAUUAAAAUGGGUGCAGCAGGUGGCGCUGUGCCCCGCCAUCACAGCUUCAACCAACGGGGGACGCACGCGCACUUUCUGGCCAGGAUGAACACCAACAACAACAGCAGCAGCAACAACCGCCCCCCAGGUUCAUCUGCAGCAGUCAACACAAACACCAGCAACAACGGCGAGAGCCAACGGGCAGCAGUUGCCAGCGCCUGCUUGACGCGGCAGCACAGUUACAGCGAAGGGCCGCAUGUUCAGAGGGCCGCGAUCGUGCGGAGAACGGUGUCCCUCAAGCCACAGAUUCCACCAAAACCGCUUUUUCUCCCAAAUACAGCAACGUCUGCAGUAACAGAGGCACAGAAAUACAACUACUGAGACUGCAAAUGAACAAGGUAUCAGAGGAACGUGGCUGCAAUACUCCCCACAAGGGAACCCAAUGAAACACUCACAGGGGCCCUGCUAUGCUAAAGGACAAAAUGAACCUCGAUGGGCCAAAAGAGACUCCAGUUCUCGUGAUUCCUUAUCACAACUUUUCAGUUGUACUUAUCGUCAUGCUGCUGAUGGAAGGCCAUCUAUUGCCUCUCUGAUACGGACCUGUUUCCUUGCAGGGCAAGAUUCCUUGUGGAGAAUUUCUCUUCACAGCAAAUGUGGAUCAAAACCAGUUCAGACAGGAAACGUCUGAGAAACAUUCCAGAAGAAGGGCGAAAGGUGUUAAUGAUUCAAAGGAGUCCCCAAGGCUCAAGGUGGCCUGGAAAAAUUCCUGAUUAAUGCAGUUUUCUUAUGAGAGCUUUGAUCUAAUGUCCCCAGUCACUGCACCUUGGAACGAGGCCUGGAUUUCAAUUGCAAAUAUUUAAAAGGCAGGGAAUUGGACAAAUGCAGACCAGAGAUGGACUGAAUUUGGGGCCGUUGCAACAUUUUUCAGUCAAGUUAUGGCCAAGUUUUCCACUGAAGCAGGUUGGGAAAAGUCAGAAAAAAUAUAUUCUGCUUAGCAGAUCUGUUCUCUGACUCUUCAGAAGUCAGUUUGUUUAAAUCCAAGACUUAAAAACAUUUUUUUUCCAGACAAAAACAAAAGGAAAAUAGAAAAGUUACUGUUCAAGCUACAAAUCACAUUUAAGUGUUAUAAUCCAGCAGUCAGAGUUCCAGAUUAUUUACCCCUAUAUUGGCACAGAAAUCAACUAAACAUAAUUAAAUAUCUGAAAAAAACAAUUAGGCUAGUAGAUGAUUAAGGAAACAUUUCUGAUAAACCUUUUCUGCAGAUUUGUAUUUAAUGCUUCAGUAAAUAAAACAGUCAUAGUGAAUAUUUAAUAUUUCAAAUCAUUAUAUUUCUGCCUAAUGCAUCUUUUCUACCAUUUAAGAACAUUACAUUUGCAGAAUUUGCAGGAUGUAUUUUUAUUCUAAAGAUUCUUUAAGAUGCCACAGUUUAAAGUCCUGGCUGCUCAUUCAGACUUUGAUUUGGAAAUGAAGCAAAAACAGUUUAUCAGAAAUGUUUUCUCAUCGACAGCUUCACACGACAUCAUCCAAAUAACAGCUCACUUUCCAAAGUUUUUAAGAUUGUUUACCAGCAUAUUCGAAUUUGUGAAUGGGAAUAUAAUUAGUUGUAUACACAUUUGUUUAUCUAAAGGAAAGUAUACUCCAAACUAAAACACUAAUAUAAACAUUUGACUGUGAUGCUGGAGAUGUUGUUUUGUUUUUUUGGUCAUUUCUAAUUCUUUAUUUUGGGGAAAUAAAAGUCUGCACCAAAUGAUGUUGCCUUCCUGGAGCUCAAAAUGACCUGCAUGACAACUUGUAUACAUUUAACUCAAACCUAUUUGUUCACAUAUAAGAUCAGUGUUUUCUCAAAUAAAUUCUGAUAUCAGAGGCC
Messenger RNA from Cyprinodon tularosa, 5489 nucleotides. Its product is annotated as semaphorin-6D-like. Gene Ontology annotation, molecular function: semaphorin receptor binding; chemorepellent activity. The transcript is spliced from 23 exons. The record is from RefSeq and is a predicted model, not a curated record. NCBI's taxonomy places the organism in Eukaryota, Metazoa, Chordata, Actinopteri, Cyprinodontiformes, Cyprinodontidae. Bases 521 to 4003 code for a protein of 1160 amino acids. Gene Ontology annotation, biological process: neural crest cell migration; axon guidance; negative regulation of axon extension involved in axon guidance.